Messenger RNA from Perca fluviatilis (European perch), 3562 nucleotides. Its product is annotated as zinc finger protein 501-like. The coding region runs from base 163 to 1686 and encodes 507 amino acids. Gene Ontology annotation, molecular function: DNA-binding transcription factor activity, RNA polymerase II-specific; RNA polymerase II cis-regulatory region sequence-specific DNA binding. Lineage: Eukaryota; Metazoa; Chordata; Actinopteri; Perciformes; Percidae. The transcript is spliced from 2 exons. Gene Ontology annotation, biological process: central nervous system development; regulation of transcription by RNA polymerase II. The record is from RefSeq and is a predicted model, not a curated record. Gene Ontology annotation, cellular component: nucleus.
UCCGCCAUUAAAUCAAAGAAGAAGAAGAAGAAGAAGAAGACGACAGUUCAUAUUUUUCCGACCUAGCUAAAUAUGUCAAUGAGCUAAACACCGGAGGGAAGCAGUUAGCUGAAUCCAAACGACGGCAGUAAAACCCCCGAGGAGUUAGUUUGUUACUCUGAGAUGGACCGACGCCGGAAACAGAAGCUGCGAGGAGAAGCUAUACCAUCAGAUGUCCAGAAAGUGAUUGUUGGUGAAGAACAUCACCAGGAGUGGAGCUCCAGUCUGGACCAGGAGGAUACAAAGCCCCCACACAUUAACGAGGAACAGGAGGAACUGCCGAUCAGGCAGGGCGAAGAGCAGCUUCAAGGGCCCGAGGAGGCAGAUAUCACCAAGUUCUAUGUUCCAAUGAAGAGUGAAGAUGAAGAAGAGAACUCUCGGUUCUCACAACUUCAUCAAAGACAAACUGAAGAGAUGAAAACAGAAGCUGAUGGAGAAGACAGUGGAGGAUCAGAACCAGCCAGGAACUCAGAUCCAGAUACACAUUUACAACCAGAUACUGAUGACAAGACUGGAGACUCUUCUGAAUCUAAGACUUAUGACAGUAAUUGUUGGAAGGAGACCAGGGAAUCCCAGUCAGGUUUAAAGUCUCUGAAUAAUGUUGAAGUCCCUGUCAGUGAUGUGAGAUGUAGUACUGAGUGUGGGCAAAGGUUUGGCACCAGUGGACAUCGGAAGAGACAAAUGAGAUCUCAUACAGGAAAGAAACCAUUUAGCUGCUCAGUGUGUAAGAAAGCGUUUACAGUGAGUGGAAGUUUACAAACACACAUGAGAAUCCACACAGGAGAGAAACCGUUUAGCUGCUCAGUCUGUAAGAUGGCUUUUACAGUGAGUGGACAUUUACAUAGACACAUGAGAAUCCAUACAGGAGAGAAGCCAUUUAGCUGCUCCUUCUGUAACAAAGCUUUUAUACAGGGUGACAAUUUACAGAAACACAUGAGAGUCCAUACAGGAGAAAAACCAUUUAGCUGCUCAGUCUGUAAGAAAGCUUUUACACAGAGUGGAAAUUUACAGAAACACAUGAAAAUACACACAGGAGAAAAACCAUUUACCUGCUCUGUCUGUAAGAAAGCUUUUACAGCGAGUGGAUGUUUACAUAGACACAUGAGAAUCCACACAGGAGAAAAACCAUUUAGCUGCUCCGUCUGUAAAAAAGCUUUUGCAGUAAGUGGAAGUUUACAGAAACACAUGAGAAUCCACACAGGAGAGAAGCCAUUUAGCUGCUCUGUCUGUAAGAAAGCUUUUACAGAGAGUGGACAUUUACAGACGCACAUGAGAACCCACACAGGAGAGAAACCGUUUAGUUGCUCCGUCUGUAAGAAAGCUUUUACAGAGAGUGGACAUUUACAGAAUCACAUGAGAAUCCACACAGGAGAAAAACCAUUUAGCUGCUCAGUCUGUAAGAAAGCUUUUACAGAGAGUGGAAGUUUACAGAAACACAUGAGAAUCCACACAGGAGAGAAACCAUUUAGUUGCUCAGUCUGUAAGAAAGCUUUUACGGAGCGUGGAAGUUUACGGAUACACAUGAGAAUCCACACAGGAGAAAAACGAUUUAGUUGUGCAGUCUGUAAGAAAGCUUAUACAGACAGUGGAAGUUUACGUAAACACAUGAGAACCCUAACGCAUGUUAGAAACCAUUUAGCUGUGUGAAGUGGAGCUGCCAUCUGAAUGGAGCAGAGAACCUUGAUCUAACAUGUUAACACUAACAAAUGAAUGAAAUCUCUAAAAGUUAUGAGAUGUCAUACUCUGUGGGUCCUUUUUUUAGUCUAAAAUCCAAAUGCUACAACGUUAGACUUUAAAAUGUCUUAAUUAUGAUUUUGACAGGUCGUAAAAACUAAUUGGAUUAUGAAGGUAUGUGACUGUUGAUAUCCAUGGAACUCCAAAUAUUAACACAUUUUUCUAACUUAUAUUAGACUUGUUUGUAGGUAACAGCCACCCAACUCGGUCUCCCUUAAGGCCCAGACAGACCGACCAGACAGCCGACCCUCGGCAGAAAAGGCAGUUGGGAGUGAUCAGUCUCCCAGAGUUGAAAAAUCCCCAAAAGUGCCUCGGAACACCCCAAAGCGACAAGAUGUAAUACAUCUCCUUAACAGCAGGAGGCGCUAAUCUGUAUUGUCGCCCAAAAAAUGAAAACCGGCAGCUGAUUGGACGAACACGUCAAGUAGGUCUGGUUUCUGCGGAAAUUCAAAGACACGGUCAUGGCGGCUUGUUCAGAAUAUGAUCUCAUAUUGUACUAAAAUAGUUCACCGAAAUGUGUUUCUGAAAACAUUUUAAGCGAGAAAUAGGCCAUGUAGUUGCUGAAUCUGUCUUCAUUUCAGAUCGACAAAGGUCAGUUUAAAAGAUUUUCGUCAGAUUUUGAGAGACUCUAGUUACGCUCAUUCAGCUCCCCGAUUCCGGGUUAGCACUCUACCAAUCAGAUGGGUCAUUUUAGUCCGACUGCCAGCAGUGCCCACCCCUCAUGUCAAAUGGGCCAAAACGAAGGACGACGGCCCCUCCGAGGGACACUGCACGGAAUGCACCGAACAGACUUGAGUCACUGACCUCGCCAGACUGUCUGACGGCUGAUUAUCGACUCGGUGUGUCUGGACCUUUAAGUGUGAAGUGCUGUGAUCUCACCAACCCUUAUAAAAGUACCAACUGCUAUUGUUCUUGACUCUUCUCUACUACAGAAUGAGCAACAACUCUACUGCAUCUCUCAGCAGGGGGUCCAGAUCAGCUCAAGUAGCCCAACGCAGAAAUUCCACAAUUCUCCCAGCCUGGCUUUCCCAAAACAAUGGAACUGCCGCGCUAAUAAAGGAUUUAUUUCUGUAGUAAUGUACAUGUAUUGAAUUUGAUUUCAUCCAACUUUUAUUGUUUAAAUUUUUCUUGUGGUGCGUAUGAUGGGCUUAUGGUGUUGUCAUUCAUACAUGUUUUUUUGGGUCUAUGGUUUAUCGACUAUUUUGUUACUAUUCUGUUGAAUGACCUGGAAUAUUGUAGUUAGUGCGUCAUCUUUUCUUGAUAUUUUUUUUUUUGUUUGUCGGUGUGGCUGGUGAUGACUGAAGGGGGUGGGGAGGAGAUUUUUUCAUGUUGCGAGUUUUUAUUUUUUUAUUUUGUUAAAGGAAAAAUUGUUAAUCACAAAAAAGAAGUGGAGGUGCUCUAGAGUUUGCACAUCUUUGAGUUUUCAACAUUUUAUUAUAACAAAUUCUGUAUGCAUACUUUGCAUUGAUCCAGUAGCAUAAAAAUAUAAACGCACACAUACAUACUGUAUAUAUAUAUACACAUUCAUAGUCUUCAUAAGAAAUCCACCAGCCAAGCAUAUUUUUAACUAGCCAUUGCUUUUUUGAGUCACAUAUACUGUACAUUUUGUUCAGUAGACAAUGUACUUCACUAUAUCAACUUCACAUCAAAAAGUAGAAAGGACUGUAAACAUGCUCAGUGUCCUCAGACCGUCUUGAGUGUGUAAUAACUGGUGUGCAUGUCUUCACUGAAUAUGUAAAAUGAAUGCCAUAAUUAAAUACCAUUAUUAAAUGUAAUAACAGUAAUGUCA